Nicotiana attenuata is the source of this 594-nucleotide messenger RNA. RefSeq lists its product as uncharacterized. The coding region runs from base 1 to 594 and encodes 197 amino acids. The transcript has a single exon. NCBI's taxonomy places the organism in Eukaryota, Viridiplantae, Streptophyta, Magnoliopsida, Solanales, Solanaceae. The record is from RefSeq and is a predicted model, not a curated record.
AUGAUAGAUGUUGGGGUCAACUUGGAUAAGAUACUUGACAAGAAGCACAUAACCAUUACCUAUAUAUACAAGAAGCUAAAGCAGGAUCACCAGAAGAUGCCUUGGAGGAAGCUGGUAUGUAACAAUGGAGGUAUGCCAAAGUGGAUCUUUAUUCUGUAUGUGGCUAUACUGGGCAAGUUGGCUACAACAGAUAGAUUAGUAAGAUGGGGAAUAGCAAAUGAGCUGUUAUGCCCUAUGUGCAAUGUAGAGGAGGAAAGCAUGGAACACUUAUUUUUCAAGUGUACAUAUACAGCAGCAAUUUGGGAGAAACUACUACAGUGGAUGAAUGUUAAUAGACAACCGAUGGAAUGGGGUCAAGAAAUAGAAUGGGCAUGCAAAAAUGUUCGAGGCAGAUCAGCAAAUGCAGAAAUCUACAGAAUAAUAUUAGCAAGUUGUGUCUAUUAUGUAUGGCAGGAGAGAAAUCAUAGAAUCUUCCGGGCUCAACUGAGGCCAGCAGGAGCACUGAUGAAGCAGAUUAUACAAAUGGCUUGUGGAAGAGGUUAUAUGUUGUCAAGAUUAAGAAGAAGAUUAGAAGAAUUAAAUUUCUACCCCUAA